AUGAAACGAUUUAGAGAGAGUGAAAAAGAAUUAUAUAAUCUAGAUUCUGCUAAAGAAUUAAUAGAUGAAGAGGUUAAAAUAAAAAAUACAAGCUAUUCAGGCCAUUAUGUCCUACUUUAUGAUGUUGAUGAUAAUUAUGUUCAUUUGAUGAAUCCAUCAGGUGGUAUAAUUUAGAGGGUACUUUUGAUAAAUUUAGAACUGGCAAGGAGAGUUCAAGGUACAGAUCAAGAUACUGUAUUUAUUUAUAAUUGA
This is a messenger RNA of Stylonychia lemnae, 252 nucleotides long. Lineage: Eukaryota; Ciliophora; Spirotrichea; Sporadotrichida; Oxytrichidae. The record is from the annotation of a GenBank genome assembly.